AGACGUGUUUACGCGAACUGCGUCACCUUUCGUAUUUUUCUUAUUUAUAUUACGAAGUGUUUACCGUGAGAUUACGGCGCCCAGUUUCAUGAGAAACGCGCGCGAUAAGUGAUAGUCGUUAAACGUGCUCCACGGCGGACAUGGCGGGCCUGGAUACGCCUAUUCCAAGGUGCACCUGCGACGUAAGGAAUGUGGUUACCUGUUCCGCUGUCAAUCGGGAUGCGCCCAUGGGUAGAAGCGUGAGAAGUUACCGUCCCCAUGGAAGCCUCGCCAGGGUCCUGUACGACAAGCAAAAGGCGGACGAGCAGCUCGAGACGUACGACAAAACUCAGUGGUACAGAGUAAACAGUACCAAAGUUCGAGAGGAUUUGGUCCGUUUAUGGAUACCCCUCGGGACAGGUCCGCAGCGUGACCAACCUGACAAAACUGCCGAAAUCUUCCUAACGAAAUCCGCUGAGAAAUCGGACUCUAUACCGCUGCAAGCGUGGCAUUCUUUGGCGAGAUCUGCCUUGUCCUGGUUCAUCAGCCGCACGUCCAUAAAUGGGCUGCUGGGUCGUGGUUCCAUGCACGUCUUUUCUUGUGAACAGUUUCAAAAGCUGAUGGACGCCAGUGGCUUUUCAGGACCAUGGCAUUCCUUGGUGGACUUGGGAGCGGGGGACGGUGCCACCACCGCUCACGUUGCUCACCUCUUUGAAAAAGUUUAUGCUACGGACAUAUCAGCUCCGAUGAGGUGGGCUCUGACCAAAAGAAAAUUUACGGUGCUCGACGUAGAAAAGUGGUACGAAACCGGUCCGUUUAACACCAUACUAUGUCUGAAUUUAUUGGACCGAUGCGACCGACCAAACACACUCCUGAGACGUUUGAAAAAGUCCCUGGCUCCUGGUGGCAGGCUGAUCGUGGCCCUGGUCCUACCCUUCAGCCCUUACGUCGAGUGCGGCGAAAGGAGCGAUCACAAACCGUCGGAGUACCUGCCAGUGAAAGGGAACGGUUUGGAAGAUCAGAUCGCUAGCCUGGUCGACAGAGUUUUCGCACCUUUGGGCUUGAGGUGCCUCGUGUGGAGCAAGCUGCCUUACCUCUGCGAGGGCGAUCUCGGCCAGGCGUAUUACUUUCUCGACGACGUGGUUUUCGUUUUAGAGGCACAGCCCGACACCUCGCGGUACUUCGCCUCCGAGUGGACGGAUACCGCCGAGCCUUGGAACGGACAACGGGGACACGCUAAUUGGACAUGAUCGCGGGAGAGAGAAAGAGAUGUAACACAGCUUGACACGGGAAUAUGUGGAGGUGGCAGGAAACUUCUUAAUGACUGCACAAGCUGUAUGGUAUCGACUAACGCUAUAACAAAUAAAUAUGCAUUUCAGUGAUAUCGUUAACAAAGAAAGAUAAGGAAAAUACUAUAUAAUUGCGAAAAUAGUAUUAAUACUUGACAAUAGCACGCAUCGAUGCGAUAUCGUGCAAUAUGUAAUUAUUAUAAUUUGUAAAAUGACUUUACAUGAUAUAAACAUGAUAUUAAACAUUUUUUUGAAAAAUAAACUUCAUUUUUGCAAUAACGGUGUUCGA
Hylaeus volcanicus is the source of this 1557-nucleotide messenger RNA. Its product is annotated as protein-L-histidine N-pros-methyltransferase. The coding region runs from base 141 to 1229 and encodes 362 amino acids. The transcript is spliced from 6 exons. The record is from RefSeq and is a predicted model, not a curated record. Gene Ontology annotation, molecular function: protein-L-histidine N-pros-methyltransferase activity. NCBI's taxonomy places the organism in Eukaryota, Metazoa, Arthropoda, Insecta, Hymenoptera, Colletidae.